GUCGGACGGCGGCAGGGAGGCAGCGUGUGUCCGGACAGCUGGUCGUAAUAUUUCGGAUAAUGCAGUCUUCUAAGAGGAGUGAGAGUGACUGGCAGGGGCUUGUCAGCGAGUUCCUGGUGUGUAAGCGGAAGCUCGAGAGUAAGAAGGAGGCCCUGCUCAUUCUGUCCAAGGAGCUGGAUACCUGUCAGCAGGAGAGAGACCAGUACAAGCUGAUGGCCAACCAGCUGAGGGAGCGCCACCAAGGCCUCAAGAAAAAGUACAGGGAACUCAUUGAUGGGGACCCCUCUUUGCCGCCAGAAAAACGCAAUCAAGUGAACCUGGCUCAGCUGUUGAGAGACUCGAGAGACCGAGCGAAGCAGCUUACAGAGGAGGUGAAGGAGCUGACUCAGAGGCUUGCAGAGGCCCAGGGGGAUAACAAGCUCCUGAGGAUGACCAUUACUCGACAGAGGCUGGGGGACGAGGAGGUGGGGACACGCCAUUUCCCCGCUCAUGAACGGGAGGAUCUCGUUCACCAGCUAGAGAGAGCGGGGCUGCAGAUGGAGGAGAUGGAGCACAACAUGAAGGCUGUGACAGACGAGCUGCAGGACGUGAAGGCGGAGCGCAGUGUGUUCAGGGAGAAGGCCUACCGACUCAACGUGGAGCUCAACCACAUCUUGGGCAACCGUGAGGCACGCAUCAUUGAUGUGGAUGCCCUCUGCAUGGAGAACAGGUAUCUGCAUGAACGUUUCAGCCAACUGCAAGAGGAGGUGAACCUGCUGAAAUCUAACAUCAUGAAGUACAAGACGGCUCUUGAGAGGAGGAAAAACUCCAGCACAUUCGGGAAAUCAAACAGCAGCCCCCUCACUGGAGUCCUCUCUGCCAAACAAGUCCAGGAGAUGCUCUUGGAAGAGCAGGGCUGCAGCCUGCCAGCCACACCUCAGUCCAUCUCCGACCUCAAGUCCCUGGCCACGGCUCUGCUGGAGACCAUCCAUGAGAAGAACCUGGUCAUCCAGCACCAGAGGCACACCAACAGGAUCCUCGGAAACAGAGUUGCAGAUUUGGAAAGGAAGCUGAAGACGCUGGAGGUUUCAGGACUGUGGAGCCUUCCAGGAACACGAGACAGUAUCACCCUGAAUGAAAACCUUCAGCCGGAGCUCCAUCCAACACGUGCCACGUCUCACCCCAACAUGCAGCCCAGAGUGCAGCCACCCAAAGACGACAGAAGUUCACAUGAAUCAUUGUGGGAAUGCCACACCGCUGGCAGCGACCUUGGCACAGAUGGCGUCAGCAGGGAAGACACACCUGCGCUGCUCAACAGCCUGGAGCCUCUCGUGGGCUUGGAGACGAAUGGGAUUGACAGGCGAGGGGGAGAAAUCGUGACCCUCACGGAAGAUCGAGCCGCCUUGGAGCUGGAGGAGGGGCGGAGUCCUGUGGAAGAGGCGGGGCACGAGGUUGAGGGAGUUGAAGAUGAAGAACUGGGCUCCACGGUGGAGGAAGGAGAAGAGGCAGCCUUGGCGCUGGGUGUCCCGUCCACUGAAUCAGACCUUCCUUGGCUCCCAAUUAAACAAACCUCUGCUGAUCACUCAGAGGCGGUUGAUCAGCCCUGCGAAUCCCAGGACGAUGGGUCUAAUAAUGUACCUGAACAUGUAGAAGCCUCAAUAUCAGUGCCGGAGAACCAGACCACAGAGGUGUCGAGUACGGAGUGGGACGCUCACUGUCAAUCAGCGUAGUGACGCCUGUCACAGUGACAACAGUGCUGCGACACCACUGAAAGACUGAGGGAGUUUAUUUAAAUCUUUGUCCUCCGUCUUGCUGCAUUCUUACAAUGUAACCACCGCUCACUAACUCGCUUUUCAACGCUGUUUUAGCCAAUAAAACCAAAAAACACUUUUUCUAGCCAGCGUUAACAGAACCGGUGGUGCACAUUGUAUUGAGACGGCUUGUUGCUGCACAGGAACAGAAACUCUUGAAAUCAGUGUAAUCGCAAACUUCAUGCCCUGCAGGAAAAAAUUAGCUACCAAAAUAAUAAAUAUGGCAGCCUCAACUUCUGUGCCCCGUAUUCCCUUCUUCCUUCCCCUGCGAUAAGAUAAUCCCAAUUGUUUGCUUUCUUCCUCUUCCUAAGGGAUGCCGAUAAAUUGAGUUCUCCAUUUUGUUGUUACUCUCAUCGGGGGUCUAACUUGGCUUACCAAAACUGUUUUGUAUAUAUGUGUGAAUUAAUGAUGUUAAUAUUAAAGAGACUAUUUAUGUCUAUUUAUCUGUA
This is a messenger RNA of Chelmon rostratus (copperband butterflyfish), 2239 nucleotides long. It is a transcript of the gene ccdc149a, whose product is annotated as coiled-coil domain containing 149a. NCBI's taxonomy places the organism in Eukaryota, Metazoa, Chordata, Actinopteri, Chaetodontiformes, Chaetodontidae. The transcript has 12 exons. The record is from RefSeq and is a predicted model, not a curated record. Bases 60 to 1709 code for a protein of 549 amino acids.